AUGGCACACACUAAAGCUAAAUUACCCACUUGCCCCUUAAUCGUAAGUUUGUAAGAUAAGUAAAGGACAUUCAGGGCAUGUAAUAAGCUGAACUUAAGGUUUCUUGGGGAAGACAUCUGA
Messenger RNA from Paramecium octaurelia, 120 nucleotides. The record is from the annotation of a GenBank genome assembly. Lineage: Eukaryota; Ciliophora; Oligohymenophorea; Peniculida; Parameciidae.